ACAGGGACGUAUACGCAAGUUGGCAGAUGAGGCCGCGACGUAGCUUUACCUGGCCGCCUGACUACUACGCCGCGGGCUUAUAUACUCUUUUCAAGAACGACUGACGCCUAAGCGAGUAACGGCGGCUCAGUGCGAAAUUAGGAAAAAGCUCUGCGCACUCUGCGGUAAAACCAUGAGCGCGCGGGGCGUAUGGCCCGCCGCCCUCCUCCUGCUCGCGGCGGCGGCCACCGCCCGCGAGGUCGUGCGUCUGGGAUAUUUCACAGAAGCGCAGCCGUUCGAGGUCGCAUGCGCGCGCGGCUGGUUCGAAGGCGAGCUUGACAUCGAGGUCGUAUGUCUGCCGCAGUCCGCGGGCGUCGGCGCCGUCUCGAAGAUCGACGACGGCGACCUCGAAAUUAGUCUACUGGGCUCGACGCCCGCGGCCGCGGCGAUCGCGCGAGGCGUCAGGUUACGGAACUUCUACGUCGCGCACCUAAAGGGCGAGUCCCAGGCGCUGCUCGUGCGGCCCGGCAUCGUCUCGCCCGCGGAUCUCCAGGGAAUGAAGAUCGGCACGCCUUUCGGUUCCACGGCCCACUUCUACUCGACCUAUAUACCAGUUGUAUCGGGAGUCGAAUUUCAAGACGCGGACGCAAAAACACCGGCGGGCCAACUUGCCGCGGCGGACGUCCGCGUUCUCGAGCCGCCACGACGACAAUGUAUAAUAGUAUCGUACUCCUAGUCUACCGUACUAGUAGGACCACUGGCAGGACUUAGUGACAACAACAAAAA
Molecule: messenger RNA, 765 nt
Organism: Pelagomonas calceolata
Lineage: Eukaryota; Pelagophyceae; Pelagomonadales; Pelagomonadaceae
Source: the annotation of a GenBank genome assembly